CUAUGUCUGAAACAAGAAGCAAAACAACCAUAAUUUGUUUCCUCCUUAUCCUCACCACCUCAUCCGCCACCGCUACCGCCUAUCCCACAAUCCACGGCACGGCAGACACCACCGCAACGGCUUCCGAGCACGACAAUCUAAUCCCUACACGCAGAGAAGUGUACGGAGAUGGCAGAAUUUUCGAUAUUAGUCAUAGAAUAACAACAAAGAUGCCAUCUUUGGGCUCUGAUGAUGGUUUAGGACACUUCCUUUGGCUUCCGGCAAGCAUGAAAAACGGGUCACUUGCUAAUAACUCUGAGAUGAAGUUGCCUUGUCAUCUUGGGACUCAUGUUGAUGCUCCUGGACAUGUUUUUGAUCACUAUUUUGAUGCUGGGUUUGAUGUUGAUAGUCUUGAUCUUGAAGUUCUUAAUGGACCUGCUCUGUUGGUUGAUGUUCCAAGAGACUCCAACAUAACUGCUGAAGUUAUGAAGUCGUUGCAUAUUUCCAAAGGCGUACGACGUGUGCUUUUCAGAACACUAAAUACUGACCGGCAGCUUAUGUUCAAACCUCAACUUGUCACAAACUUUGUGGGAUUCACAAAGGAUGGAGCACAGUGGUUGGUAGAAAACACAGACAUCAAGUUGGUCGGAAUUGAUUACUUAUCUAUUGCUGCCUACAGCGAUUUGAUUCCAUCUCAUCUUGUCUUUCUAGAGGGCAGGGAAAUCAUUAUAGUGGAAGGCCUAAAGCUUGAUAAUGUUCAACCCGGAAUAUAUUCCGUCCAUUGCUUACCUCUCAGGUUGGUCGGUGCGGAGGGGUCUCCCAUAAGAUGCAUUCUCAUCAAAUGAUCAUUUUAUAUUGUAAGUUUUCAGUAUCUUUGUGCAUCCUAGUUACUCCAGUAACAUUUAUUUCAAUAAACUUUGUCACAAUAAAAUUUUGUAUCCAAAAGCAUUUCAAUUUGUAAAAAUGGAUAUUCAGGUGCACUGUAUAUAUGUUCAUGUGAACUUAUCCAAUAACAUAUCCUCUGCAAUGUUCUCUUUUUCUAAAUUGAGAAAGUUAUUAAUUGUA
Mercurialis annua (annual mercury) is the source of this 1044-nucleotide messenger RNA. Its product is annotated as cyclase-like protein 2. Lineage: Eukaryota; Viridiplantae; Streptophyta; Magnoliopsida; Malpighiales; Euphorbiaceae. The transcript has 6 exons. The record is from RefSeq and is a predicted model, not a curated record. The coding region runs from base 3 to 824 and encodes 273 amino acids. Gene Ontology annotation, molecular function: arylformamidase activity.